AUGAGCUCAAGGACUGACGCCGGUCGAAGAGAAGCUCAUCUCGCUGAACUCAUGUUACGGGGCCACAUCACGGUGUUUCCGAACAAUGUGCAGGAGCUGGCCACAAAGUGCUCCCGCACCCCUUUGCAAGCACUGGACGAGAUCCACAUCUCGUGGCAGGGCGCGGAGAAGCCGGCACCGAGCGACCUGUCGAGUCUCUUGUCGGUGAGGCGGCGGGUGGUCGAGAGGGCCCUUGUCUGGCUGAAGCGGAACAACCCCACUACGCCGAGAUCGAGAUCGACGCGGCGGAGAUGGAGAGCUGGGGACUCGAUACACGGGGUACCGUCGUCGGUGUGCGAUCGUAUGGAGCGGAACGAGCCGUCUGGGGGAGAAAGCGCGGACGGCGCACGUUGUGCCGCCCACGGAACGCGCCAUGGACGAGGAGGGCCGGUGGAGAUCGAGGAGCUCUUCGCCCUGCUCAACCAAGGACAAGAAGCCGGCGGCCAGGGUGAAGGUCACGGGCCCAACGGAGAAGGCGCGGUUCGCGAUGGAAGUGACGCCUGCCCCGACCAGAACGUUCCAGCGAUCAACGAGGUGACGUCUUCUGGCAUGUUCGCGCUCGACGGACCGCCAGACGUCGCGGACGUGGAGAAGCUGCAGUUUGCCUGUGACGCUGUUGGUGAAGGUGCCGACGACGGCCGUGCGGGCCCGAGAGCGUGGGUCGGGUCCCUAGCCGGGGGGGUUCGGGGGCGUGGCGACGGUGGUUGUGAGCCAUACAUCCGGGUUUCGCGGGGGGGUGAGUUUACCGAUUCCUUUGAGGCGUCCUUCUUUGCCAGGACGUUCCCGACCCUGUUCCCAUUUGGCGUUGGGGACCAAGAAAGGCUAGCGGCGGCGAGGGUCGAGUUGGAGAGCUCGGCCCAUGUCGAGAGAGUCCGUCUCAAUAUGCGGCGGAAAAUCCAGUCGCUCAUCGUCGGAUAUGGCGUGCCGGCCAUCUGGUUCACCAUCAACCCGAACGACAUUACGAACCCGGUGAAGCUGCGACUGGCGGCAUACCGCACACGCGAUCCCGACGCGGCCGAGGAGUUCUUAGAAGGCCUUGGGGAUGCGUAUAAGCGGGCACGGCUGGCGAUAUCGGAUCCCAUGAGCUCGGCCGUGUUCUUCCACCGCGAGAUGAAGCUGUUCUUCGAUCAUUACGUGAAGCGUCUUCUCAGAGGAUCUGGACCAGGAAAGUUUUGCGCCGUGCAAGCGGAGCGAUCUGUGACGGGCGGUAUUGGUUCCCUGCUGGACAACGCCGCGCAGUUCUCGGCCGCGUUUAUCGAGGAGGCCAACUUCUGUGCCGGCGCGACGCAGGAGGGCGGAAGGGGACCUCUGCCGGUUCAAGGCGCCAUGGAGAUCCGGAGGACACACAGCAUGGUCAAUCGAUGGAACGAGGCUAUUGCUGUCGGGCUCCGGCACAACCAUGAUAUUUCCUUCAUUGCGACGCAGCGCAAGACAAUGGCCCUCAUCUAUUAUGUCACGAACUACGCGACCAAGGUGGAGGACCCGGUGUGGAAGCGUGUGGCGGCCGCGGCCGAGCUCCUGGCCGCCUCAACAGGGAACAGGACGCGACAGUUCCUGAUGAGAGUGGCGAACCGCGUGUUCACGGAGCGUCCGCUAUCACAGGUCGAGGUCGUCGCUCACCUUCUCGGAUAUCCGGCCGAGUUCACCGACAGCAGCGCGUGGGCGUACCUGAACUGUUCUCUGCUGUACUGGGAAGUCUUUCGGCGAUGGCGGCAUCUCCGAGAAGCCAGUGGCGCUGCGGCUACGGAUGACACCUUGGAUGAGUCGGUGCUCAGGCGGCCGGGCAAGCACGCUACCGUCUGCCUCGACGGCUACCUGAGCAAGGACUUCACCUACGAUGACGAGUCGUGCUACCGGAGGGCAGCCGUGCAGCAUCUUGCGCUGUUCGUGCCGUGGGAGUCCUUCCUGGGCGAAGGAACAGGUGAGAUCAACAGCAUCUGGGCGCGGGCUCGAGACGCUAUGGCCCCGAGAAUAUCAUGUCUCGUCGACAACGUGCAGCUGCUUCGACGAUCCGCCGAAGACGCAAAACGCGACGCCAAGCAAUGGGCAGCCUCGUCCGGCGAUGGCGACCCGACGGUCGCACACGUCGAGGAGGGUGGAGCAGGCGAGGCGGGCGCGGAGUCUGCAGCGACAUAUCAGCCCAACAGCAUCGGAGACGCAACGCGGCUCAUCGACGUCGUCCGAGGUGCAGUGGGAGCGAAUCAGGUGACGGCCAAGUCGCCGGAGCUCAUGGCAAUGAUACAGCAGCUCUGUCGGUUUCAGCAAUCGGCGCUGCGCUCGACGGCCGAGCUCGAGGCCACGGCGCUGAUCGAACGAGGAGAGGCGGUUAAGCAUGCCAGGGCGGGUAUUUUCCGGGGCCGCACUACCGCCGCAGGAUCAGGUCAAGGCUAUCAAGUCGCAGCAGUCCAUCGCUUUUCUGAUAAUAUGCCGCCAGCUCGAUUUGAUGCAGCAGACCGACGGGGCGAUGCCUGCCAGCUGCGCCAGUUCGUCGGUGGCGAGGGCGGUACCGGCAAGUCGCGAAUCAUCGAGGCACUCGUCGAGCUGUUCAACCUUGACGGGGUGCGGCUGCCGAAACAGGCGGAGCGGUUCAUCCACGGCCAGUCUCGAAUGGAUUGGCAGGAGAAGGAUGUGCUCGUCAUCGACGAGGUGAGCAUGCUCGGGGCGCGGACGCUGCACGCCGUGAACGAGCGGCUUCGCCGGCUUCGCGGAUCGCGGCAAGAUUUCGGGGGGAUCCCCAUCGUCCUCUUCUGCGGAGAUUUUCAGCAGUUCCGGCCGGUCAAGAGAGACAACUCGUUCAAGGCCGAGCAGCGUCACCAGCACGACAAAGCGCACGCACUGUGGAAGAGGUUCACGACGGUCGUCAUGCUGGACGAGCAGAUGCGCGCCGCCGGCGACCCGGAGCUGCAGAGGCUGCUGAAGCGGAUCCGUCUAGGCGUGCAGGAUCGGACGGAUCUAAACCUCCUCAACUCAAGGAAUCGGUGGAACCUGAACAUGGAGGCGAGCCUGGCGUUCCGGGUCCAGCAGCGGUCGACGAUGCGCAUUUUCAUCUCCGAGCACAAGUGGAAGGAGGAGCUGCCGACGGAGGAAGAGGCGAUCAUGAUACUCAACCAGGGCGACGAUAGCGCGAUCCCGGUGCCGGCCGUCUUCAUGUUCGUGGCCGGGAUGCCCAUCGUCGUGAACCACAACACCCACCAGGGGCUGAAGCUAGUGAACGGCGCGAGCUACUCGGCGGUGGAGGUCAUUGUCGACAAGGCGUACCCGGGGCAUCGGAUCUCGGCCGAUAUGACGAUCCACUUCGGGCCGCCGGCGGGGAUCAUUCUCGAAUCGGAGACGACGAGAUAUCUCCACUUCUGCCAGCGAAAAAGGCCGUGGCAACGCAACGACGUCAGCCGAAAGGGUUUGCCGUGCGCAGCAGCGUUCGCGUGCACGGACUACAAGGUGCAGGGCAAAACGCUGGAGCGCGUGGCCCUCGAGCUGCGAGGACACGGACGACGAAGAUGGAUGGAACGGUGGUGCCCUCGCAGUGCGACCCGUACGGCCUGUACGUGCAGCUAUCGCGCUGCCGAACUCUAG
This is a messenger RNA of Hirsutella rhossiliensis, 3612 nucleotides long. Its product is annotated as PIF1-like helicase domain-containing protein. Gene Ontology annotation, molecular function: DNA helicase activity. Gene Ontology annotation, biological process: DNA repair; telomere maintenance. The transcript is spliced from 16 exons. The coding region runs from base 1 to 3612 and encodes 1203 amino acids. Lineage: Eukaryota; Fungi; Ascomycota; Sordariomycetes; Hypocreales; Ophiocordycipitaceae. The record is from RefSeq and is a predicted model, not a curated record.